GUUUGUGUCCUGCCUCCAGUGAAGGAAUAGAGCAAGCUCUCCAUGUGCGUCCUGCUUGGAAACGUUUCCAGACUUUCUCAUCCAGUGCGCGUCGGGGAUGGUAGCUUUCACCUGGACACGGAGCUCAGGUUUGGACAGUGAUGGACAACAUGUCUCCACAACAGCGACAGGACAACAAAAGGCGGAUGAAGUCUCAGAGUUAUCGGCGACAGUCUGCCCCCUCGCUGGUCAUCACCAAGGCUCUCACCAGGUCCAAGACUCUCUCCAGAGAGAGCUUCCAGGUUCCUGUGUGCCCAGAGACCUGCUCACUGGUCCAGUCCUAUCUCAGCGGCUCCGAUAGGUCGUUACUUCUCCACGGACACGCUCAGUUGAAGACCGGGAUGCAGACCCAGGACAGACACCUCUUCCUGUUCACCGACAUGCUGGUGAUCGCCAAAGCCAAGUCAGCCAACCACUUCAAGCUGAAGGCCCAGGUGUGCGUGUGUGAGAUGUGGACAGCUGGCUGCAUGGACGAGGUGUGUGAGGGAAGCACCAACCCGGAGAGGAGCUUCGUUAUGGGCUGGCCCACCUGUAACUGUGUGGCUAUGUUCAGCUCGGCAGAACUGAAAGACAGAUGGCUCCCCCUCCUCAAAAGUCGCAUAAGAGAAGAGAAAGAGAAGGAGGAACCUAAAACCAUUCCUCUCAGAGUGUACGGGAAGGGAAUCAAUACUUUUGCUGUGACCAAGACCCUCCCGGUCAGCAACUCGGAUUCAACCAACGAGGUGAUCCGAUUGGCCCUGCAGCAGUUCAGCGUCAUCGGAAAUGUGAAAGACUACCAGCUGUGGGUCAUCUCCAGGAGGGACAACGCCCCCUAUCCUCUGAUUGGUCACGAGUUUCCCUUCAGCAUCCAGAUGAGUCAUGUGAGACACGCGAUGUCUCAGGGAGGCGGCGUGAGGGACGCCGACGGACAGAGGGCCAUGCAGGUGGAGCAGAUGCAGGUGUACAAGCAGUGCCAGUUCAUUAUGAAGCCGCGACCCGUUGAAACGCUGCAAGUUUCUGCAGAGUGGUCCCAUAAGCCAUUUAAAAGGAGGCAUUCCCUCAUCACCUGGGCCUUCUGGAGAGGCUCCUUCUCUAACCUGAACGAGCUGUCCCUCGCCACCGCGCCGCGGGGCUGCCUGUUCGGCCAGCCCCUCAGCUCCGUUUGCAUCCAGGACGCUCUGCCAAAGCCGGUGAUGGACAUGAUGGCUUUUCUGUACCACGAGGGCUCGUGGACGCGGGGGAUCUUCCGUCGGCCGGCGGGGGCUCGGGCCGUCAGGGAGCUUCGAGACUCACUGGAUGCUGGAGAGUUUCAACUCCCUCUCACGAAAGACCACGUGUUCAUCAUUGCUGGAGUCUUUAAGGAUUUUCUGCGCAGCAUCCCAAGCAGCUUGUUCUGUUGUGAGCUGCAUGAAGAAUGGAUGGACGUGCUGGAGGAAGAGGAUGAGGAGGAAGAACAAGUGCUGGACAUAAAAAGGAUGAUUUGCCGCCUGCCCAAAGAAAACGCCCUGUUGCUACGCUACCUGUUUGCCAUGCUGCACGGUAUCCAGGGCAACGCCCACGAGAACCAGAUGACGACUUUCAAUUUAUCGGUGUGCAUCGCUCCCAGCAUGCUUUGGCCUCCCGGAGCACCUUCUAGCCCCGAGGUGGAGGGAGAAGGAACCAAGAGGGUUUGCGAGCUGGUGAAGUUCAUGAUUGAACACUGUCAGCAGAUUCUGGGCGAGGAUCCCUCCUCCCUGUACGGUGGGCCGCCGCAAAGACUCAACACCGACGAGACGGGAUCGGAGUCCUGGCUGUACCCUCUGACGGACUCGUCCUAUGACAGUCUGGAGAACGAGUUGGACGACAUCGGCGGCGGCUCCCCGGGCUUUUGCAGCAGAAGGCAACACGUUAGACCCAAAACGCUACAAGGCAGCCUGGACUCCAUCCUCACAUUCAGCGACUGCGACCAGGACACAGACCCAGAUAACCACCAGACCCCAGCCGACAGCCCGCAGGUUCUGAAGUCACACUCGCCGGGGAGAGCCAGCCCGAGCCAGGACGCCGCGGACACGUCCUCCGCUCUGGAACUGCUGUCCCUGGACGGACCCCGCAGACGGCGACGACGCUCGGCGCCCGCCAAGUUUCGGCCGUGCGUUUCGGGCGGUACCGGCGGUCUCUCCGACGAGGACGAAGAGUUCUCCAACGUACCCGGCAGCCACUCGAUCGCGCAGUCCAGAGGUCAGACCGCCGCUGUCGAAGUGAGCUCCCCCAGCCUGUCCUCCACCCCCUCCUCCCCCGCGCAAACCCGCUCCUCCCCGGACUCUCUGGACUCCCCCGGCAGCGAUGGGCUUUACCCGACCGAGACGCAGCUGCCAUCCAGCUCUCCCUCUCUACCCUCUGAGCCCUCGACCGCAAGUUCCGCUGGUGGAAAUCUAGACGUUGGAAGUUUAAAAAAAGGCUCCCCGCCUAAAGAAGCGCUCAACUGGGGGACCUUAAAAGGCUGCAGAGGCCUCCACCCAAACUCUUGGCUGAAGAAAGGACGGAGGCUAUCGUUAACCCAACAAGACAACUUGGAGAAGGAAACUGAGGAGAAGAUCGGGGGACGGACCACCGAGAAGUCGCAUGCGUUUUGGAAAGGAAAAGCAGCAAAGCCAAUGCCCGGCAGCCAACUCAAGUACAAAACACCCUGCAAAGCCUCAAAAGAUGCAGGAGGGGAGGCAAGCCAAGUAAAGGGGAGGCCUGGCCAGGAGCCCCACAAGCCCCAAAACCUCAGACCCGACCGUUCCAAUACCGGAGGCGACGCCGCCGAAAAGGAAGUAAAUGAGGGGAAGCAACCGUCGCCGUUUUUAUUCUACAAGCAGAGCGGGCCGCCUCUGUCCCUGUUCAAGCAACACAAGUCGCCGUCGGUGGAGGAGGGACGGCUAUACGAGCGCCGGGGGUCGGAACCUGGGCGGCAGGUUGUAGACCGAGCCCCCGCCCUCACCCGGGCGAGGCUGACCAGCGACCCGGGAUUUAAGGUCUCUGAUUCGGGUUCACGAGGAGGGACGUCAGAGUUCCGUUCCUGCCUUUCUCCCAAUGCCACCAAAGCAGUGAGGGACUACUUUGAAUCUCACCCACGCUCUAACGCCAAGAGCAGCCAACAGGUGACGCACGCCCUGGCGGAGAGUCGCAGGGAAUGGCUGAAGAUAUGCAGCGAACCCACGGCAGAACCAGACUUUGACCAGCUUCUGUUUGCUGAAGAAUCUUAUGUCUGAAACAGAGUAAAACUUAACAUCCAUCCAUCCAUCCAUCCAUUUUCGCCCGCUCGUAUCUCGCUUGGAUCUCAUUCUUUCGGUCACUGCCCAAAGCUCACGACCGUGGGUGAGGGUCGGAACGUAGAUGGACUGGUAAAUCACUGCUGACGCUGCGCCGAACCGCCCGUCCAUCUCCCGUUCCAUUUUACCCUCACUCGUGAAUAAGAUCCCGAGAUACUUGAACUUGAAGAACCGCGCCAUCUGCAAAAAGCAGGUCCGCAAAAAUCACAAACGGGAUUGGCGACGGCUGCUAGUGACGAACCAGGUACCCCGCAGGACUCCCCAAAACACACGUAGACUGGACGAGCAAACUCCCACGCCCCCUCCAACAGACCUGUUCCGCAUCGCUCCUCCUGAAUCCGAGGUUCGACGAUCGGCCGGAGCCUCCUUGUGCGAUACCCCUACAAUUGGAGCACGCUCUCUGGUCCCCCGCUCCACAGGCGCCGUACCCUUGCCGCUGAAGAGCUUUUGAACUACCUCGACGAGGCGUACGGAGGAUUCUUCAGACUUUGCCUAUUCCACAGAGGACGUGUUGGUCGGGUUCAGGAGUUCCUCAGUCAUAGUAUAGCUCCGUGAGGAAGAACUCGGACCCUUUCAACCAGCAAAGUGACGAAGACCUGCGGAAGGCUCUGGAGGAGGCGAGCGUCCAAUCAGCUCGCUCCAAGAGUUGUGUUUCUAGCUCUCGUUGUCACGUGCGUCAGGAGAAACAUUCACUCCGGGUUCCCCACGGGUGAAGUUGGAGACGGUUCCGGCCAGAGGCGUCCCGACGAGCGACGAGGCCACGGCCAAGACGGCAGAAACCUGUUGCGGCAGUGUGCGGUGACAAGUUACUGGUUUUGUGGUAACUGAUCCCAGACCAGCGGAAUAUGCCCAAGCUUUACAGAAGAAGACUGUGAAA
Anoplopoma fimbria (sablefish) is the source of this 4188-nucleotide messenger RNA. Its product is annotated as rho GTPase-activating protein 20-like. The transcript has 19 exons. Gene Ontology annotation, biological process: signal transduction; regulation of Rho protein signal transduction. The coding region runs from base 141 to 3251 and encodes 1036 amino acids. The record is from RefSeq and is a predicted model, not a curated record. Gene Ontology annotation, molecular function: GTPase activator activity. NCBI's taxonomy places the organism in Eukaryota, Metazoa, Chordata, Actinopteri, Perciformes, Anoplopomatidae.